Molecule: messenger RNA, 2645 nt
Organism: Hevea brasiliensis (rubber tree)
Lineage: Eukaryota; Viridiplantae; Streptophyta; Magnoliopsida; Malpighiales; Euphorbiaceae
Product: rhamnogalacturonan I rhamnosyltransferase 1
Exons: 8
Coding region: 646-2187 (513 amino acids)
Cellular component (GO): cytoplasm
Source: RefSeq, a predicted model, not a curated record
AGCGGUGAUUUUGGGCUAUAGCUUAUUAAGGGUUCACAGCUAUAGCUUUUCUCCCAGCCCCACCGCAUUCUUGUUGUUGCUGUAAUAACUCUCCCUUUCUCUCUCUCUUUUUUUCUCUCUGUGUAUGCUCUUGUGAACGCUGGCUACAACUUCCAGAGUUUUCACAAUCUAACUCGCCGGGAGAUUGAUGAGAUCCUGAACAUAUUUCAGUUUGAUUUGAUUGAGAUUUGUUCUGCUUUUUUCUUUUCGAAGUAUGGUCUGGUGGAGUUUAGAGCCGGUGAUUUUGGGCAAUGAGAGUGUGAACAAUAGUUCUUUGAGGAAAUUUGGGAGAAGGAAUUUGAGAAUUCGUUGAGGAAAUCGAAUUAUCAUUUGGUGUGUUGAAUAAGGAUUUUUGUCGUUUCUUUUUUUUAUAUAUAUAUAUAUAUUUUUUCUUGAUCUGGUUCUACUUUUGGCAAUUUUGGAUCUUGAAGAUUCUGAAAGGAAAAAUAGCUGAACAAACAAAGUUUUACAUUUUCCUGCUUGAUUCGAUUUCAUCUGUCGCAAAAUCAGGGCUUUCUGCUGCCGUUACGGAUCCUACAUUGUUCAAAGUUUGAUAUAAAAAGAGUAAACGACUCGUCUUUAGGAAAGGAUAGUGUACUGAGAGAAAUGUGCAGGAUAGAAAGGAGUGAGAGAAAGAGUGGUGAAAUUGGGGAGAGAAGAGAAAGAGAGAAGAAUAUGGGAAUGGUUAAAGGAGUGGAGAAGGUGAAGAGUAUUUCGAGGUCGAAAAUGAAGAUGUGGAUGAUACGAGCCACCACUUCGGUGUUGUUGUGGACAUGUGUUGUUCAAUUGACGACGAUCGGUGAGAUGUGGGGGCCUAGGGUUUUGAAAGGAUGGCCCUCUUGUUUCUCGCACGAAUCCGCUGCCGCCCUGGAGGAGAAGGUUCCAGCUGUGCCUGCUCGAGUUCUGCCACCGAAGAGAGUUUACAAGAACAAUGGCUACCUCAUGGUUUCAUGCAAUGGAGGUCUCAAUCAAAUGAGAGCAGCGAUUUGCGAUAUGGUUGCUAUUGCAAGAUAUUUGAAUGUAACACUUAUAGUUCCAGAGCUUGAUAAAACUUCGUUUUGGGCUGAUCCCAGUGAGUUUCAAGAUAUAUUUGAUGCAGAACAUUUCAUCACAUCAUUGAGAGAUGAGGUCCGGAUAUUGAAAGAAUUGCCUCCUAGGCUGAAGAGGAGAAUGGAGCUAGGGAUGACUUAUACCAUGGCACCAGUUAGUUGGUCUGAUAUAUCUUAUUAUCAUAACCAGAUUCUUCCUUUGAUACAGAAGUACAAAGUUUUACAUCUUAAUAGAACUGAUACACGACUUGCCAAUAAUCGUCAACCUCUGGAGAUUCAGAAGUUGCGCUGUCGUGUAAAUUUUAGCGCUUUAAGAUUUACUUCUCAGAUAGAGGAGCUGGGUAAAAGAGUUAUAAAGCUUCUUAGGCAAAAUGGUCCAUUUCUAGUACUUCACCUCAGAUAUGAGAUGGACAUGCUGGCCUUUUCUGGUUGUACUCAAGGUUGCAACAAUGAGGAGGUAGAAGAAUUGACCAGAAUGAGAUAUGCUUAUCCUUGGUGGAAAGAGAAAAUAAUAAAUUCUGACUUGAAAAGGAAAGAUGGGCUGUGCCCUUUGACUCCAGAGGAAACAGCCCUGACAUUGAGGGCAUUAGACAUUGAUCCAAAUAUACAGAUCUAUAUUGCAGCUGGUGAGAUAUAUGGUGGAGAAAGGAGAAUGGCAAGUCUUGCAGCGGCUUACCCCAAACUGGUCAGAAAGGAAACAUUGUUGGAACCAUCAGACCUUAGGUUUUUUCAGAAUCACUCAUCCCAGAUGGCAGCAUUAGACUAUCUUGUUUCAUUGGAGAGUGAUAUCUUUGUCCCCACAUACGAUGGAAACAUGGCUAAAGUUGUUGAAGGCCAUAGGCGGUUCCUUGGGUUCAAGAAGACAAUUUUACUGGACAGGGGGCUUUUGGUUGAUCUGAUAGACAGGUACAAUAAUGGAUCACUGAGUUGGGAUGAGUUCUCUUAUGCUGUGAAAGAAUCACAUGCAAAUCGGAUGGGGAACCCAGUAAAUAGGUUGGUGAUUCCAGACAGGCCAAAAGAGGAGGAUUACUUCUAUUCCAACCCAGAAGAGUGCUUACUGUCUUCAGAGGAUCCCUUGGAUCCUUUGAGUAGCACGUGACAAAUAUUUAGGAGAUUGUGAUGUUUAUUCUACCACAGAUCAAAGGUUAGUUCGCUACGCAGUAGUAACAGUGAUAAAGGAAGAUUUUGCAAAGAAGAGGCAAUCAAGAAGAUAAUAUGUGAGUGGUGAACUUGAAGAAAGCCGAAAAUGAUCUAUGGGAGCGUUUUUAGGACGUUAUCAUCGUAAAGUAUAUGCCAAUAAUCCAAUUCAUGUAUAGAAGCUACCCUGCCAUUACAGGGUGAUGUCAAAUCAACAAAAUCGGAUUGUACACAAAGGGAUGCAAAUAUAGAUGUUGUGGUUUACCAGAAAUGUGGCCUCAAUGAAGGUUACUUCAUCAUCCUUCCGCUUUGUACUUUUUUUUUUUCCUUGGUUCGUUUAAGAUAUUGUGAGUUUCUAGCAAAUAUCAAAUUUUAGAAAUUUCUGUUCCAGUAUUACUGAAAUGGAUGUUUACCCCUCUC